CUUCUGAUCAGCCGACUCAUCAAUCAGUUUCUAUUACUUUAUGCUGAAAAUCCGAUCGAUUGUUGAAUAUUGAGAAAGAUUUCAAGAAUUUAUCUGACCCUUUUUCCCAUUUGAUUCAUCAUCAAUUCUUAUUUAAACUUCAGUUCAAAGCUCUAAUUUUUUGACCCAUUUCAGUUUCAGCCAUAAGGUGAAUGCGAUGAAAACAUUCGUUAUGUUGUUGCCCAUUUUAUGGGUUCUAGUUGCUCUUCAAGGGGUAACAUCUCAUGAAGAUCAUCCUCUAGCAAGGAUUGCUGUUCAUAAUGCUAUUGCUGCUUUGGAUGCUCGUGCUUAUAUCAAAGCAUCUCCUUCUGUUCUUGGGUCAAACGGCCUAAACCAAGAAUGGAUAACUCUGGAGUAUGGCACAGGCAACCCGUCAAAUGAUGAUUGGGUUGGAGUGUUUUCUCCUGCCAAUUUCAGUGCAGCUACGUGUGACCCUGAAAAUAACAUGGUGACUCCACCACUUUUGUGUACAGCUCCUAUAAAGUAUCAAUUUGCAAAUCGCUCCAAUCCCAACUAUAAAAGGACAGGAAAAGGAUCGUUAAAGCUUCAAUUGAUCAACCAGAGAUCAGAUUUCUCCUUCGCUUUGUUUUCUGGUGGAUUACGAAAUCCAAAGCUGGUAGCAGUGUCAAAUACUGUUGCCUUUGCACAUCCAAAUGCACCAUUAUACCCGCGGUUAGCACAGGGAAAGACAUGGAAUGAAAUGACUGUUACAUGGACAAGUGGAUACGAUAUCAAUGAAGCAGAGCCCUUUGUGGAGUGGGGUCCACAAGGUGGACAACAGACUCGUUCACCAGCAGGGACUUUGACUUUUGAUCGUAGUAGCUUGUGUGGUGUACCAGCAAGAACUGUUGGAUGGCGCGAUCCUGGAUUCAUUCACACUAGUUUUCUGAAGGAGUUGUGGCCCAAUUUAGCAUAUACCUACAAGUUGGGGCAUAAACUGUUUAAUGGCACGUAUAUCUGGAGUCAGAUGUACAAAUUUAAAGCAUCGCCCUAUCCUGGCCAAAGCUCUCUUCAGCGAGUAGUCAUUUUUGGUGACAUGGGAAAGGAAGAAGCCGAUGGCUCAAAUGUGUACAAUCAAUACCAACCUGGCUCCCUUAACACUACCAAGCAAAUCAUUGAGGACUUAAAGAACAUUGACAUAGUUUUUCACAUUGGUGAUAUCGUUUACGCCAAUGGAUAUCUUUCUCAGUGGGAUCAAUUUACUUCUCAAGUAGAGCCGAUUACUUCAAGAGUACCAUACAUGAUUGCUAGUGGCAACCAUGAACGCGAUUGGCCUGAUAGUGGGUCAUUUUAUGGUAAAAAGGAUUCAGGUGGAGAAUGUGGUGUCUUGGCUCAGACAAUGUUCUAUUUUCCUGCCGAAAAUAGGGAUAAGUUCUGGUACUCUACUGAUUAUGGUAUGUUCAGAUUCUGUAUUGCUGAUACUGAACAUGAUUGGAGAGAGGGCACUGAACAAUAUAAGUUCCUUGAACACUGCUUCGCAUCUGUAGAUAGACAGAAACAGCCAUGGCUAAUCUUCCUUGCACAUAGGGUACUUGGUUACUCUUCUGGCGAUUUUUAUGCUGAUGAAGGAUCAUUUGGAGAACCAAUGGGGAGGGAAAGCCUUCAAAAACUUUGGCAGAAGUAUAAAGUUGAUAUCGCCAUAUAUGGUCAUGUCCAUAAUUAUGAAAGAACAUGUCCCAUUUACCAGAAUAUUUGUACAAUGACCGAGAAGAACUCGUACAAGGGAACCUUGAACGGGACAAUACAUGUCGUUGCAGGAGGAGGUGGAGCUGGUCUAGUUAAGUUUACAUCCCUCCAGACUAAGUGGAGUAUAUUCAAAGAUUACGAUUAUGGAUUUGUGAAAAUGACAGCAUUUGAUCAUUCAAACCUGUUGUUCGAGUACAAGAAGAGCAGUGAUGGCAAAGUGUACGACUCUUUCAAUAUUUCCCGGGAUUACAGAGACAUCUUGGCAUGCACUGUGGAUAGCUGCCCAAGCAUGACAUUGGCAUCUUGAUUGGUUUAUGAAGACUUUAAAGUUUGAUUUCUGUUAUGCACUUAUGUUGCAUCCCACUAUACCAUCAAUAUCUUUACAAGAGAAGCCCCGUGCACAAAGCAUCCUGCGUUCUGAGGAAUCCAAGUUCAGAGUCACAAACAGCAGGAGCCUCACAGAUAAACAGUCUGGGUGAAUANAAAAUUGUUUAUUAGCCUUUUUCAAGUAUUUGUGUUAUCCAAUGUAUUGCUAUCAUCUUUCAUAAAACAAUUGGCUUAAAUGUUCACAACAAGUGUCUCCAUAAAG
Molecule: messenger RNA, 2314 nt
Organism: Solanum stenotomum
Lineage: Eukaryota; Viridiplantae; Streptophyta; Magnoliopsida; Solanales; Solanaceae
Product: probable inactive purple acid phosphatase 1
Exons: 14
Coding region: 197-2032 (611 amino acids)
Molecular function (GO): metal ion binding; acid phosphatase activity
Source: RefSeq, a predicted model, not a curated record